GUUGUUCCUGCAGCACAGCCUCCCUCCCUGGUCAGCUGUGAGAAAAAAGACAACAUGUUGCCUUUUGUGGGCCUGAACAACCUGGGGAACACCUGUUACCUGAACAGUGUGCUUCAGGUGUUAUAUUUUUGUCCUGGCUUUAAAACUGGAGUAAAACAUUUGUAUAACAUCAUUUCGAAGAAGAAAGAGUCUCUGAAGGAAGAAGGAGAGCAAAAGGCAGAAAAGGGAAGUUGUAAAGAAGAUCCUCUGGCAAGUUAUGAACUCAUCUGCAGUUUGCACUCAUUGAUUCUUUCUGUGGAGCAGCUUCAGGCCAGUUUCCUCUUAAAUCCAGAAAAGUACACGGAUGAACUUGCUACUCAGCCCCGGAGGCUCCUAAACACCCUCAGAGAGCUGAACCCCAUGUACGAAGGGUACCUGCAGCACGAUGCCCAGGAGGUCCUGCAGUGUAUCCUGGGCAACAUCCAGGAGACGUGCCAGCUGCUGAAGAAGGAAGAGCUGAACAAGCUGCCUGUGGAAGAGCCUGCAGCUAAGGUGGAGGAGAAACCCAACCAACCCCCUGAGAGCAACGGAACCAGCAGUGCUGCGCGGGAGGAGGAGAACACACCGAGCAGCCACGUCGGAGACGCAGCCGGAGACAAACUCCUCAAGGGAGGAAACGGGAAAAGGAAAAGCGAUGCUGAGGGUGGCAAUGCAAAGAAAAAAUCCAAAGUGUCAAAAGAGCAAAUUGCAGCAGAGGAGAAUCAAAGGCAAACCAGGUCCAAGAGGAAAGCAACAGGAGAAAAGCUGGAAAGCCAAGCGGAUGCCAUUGCCAAGUGUUCGGGGGAGAACGAGAGCGCGAAGCCGACGCAGAAGAAGUCGCGGCUUAGGUUAAACUGGUUAAAGUCUUCCUGCAAACAGCCCAGUAUCCUGUCUAAGUUUUAUAGCCUAGGGAAGCUAACCACAGGCUUGGGAUCCAAAGACCCGGGAAAGGAGUAUGACUCUGAGCUUGAAGAGUCAAGUGGCAAGUGUGAAAAUGGUGACAGUAAGGAAGAGUAUCACGAAGCAGCUUUGUCUCCUGUGGAAAGCCAUCAGGGAAAAGGAACUGAAAAAGAACCAAAAAAGGAAGGUACAGAGUUGGCUGUCUUUGAACUGGUGGAGAAACUCUUCCAGGGCCAGUUAGUGCUGAGGACAAGGUGCUUGGAGUGCGAGUGCUUUACUGAAAGGAGAGAAGAUUUCCAGGACAUCAGUGUUCCAGUGCAGGAGGAUGAGCUUUCUAAAACUGAAGAGAGUUGUGAAAUUUCUCCAGAGCCAAAAACAGAAAUGAAGACUCUGAAAUGGGCAAUUUCCCAGUUUGCCUCAGUGGAAAGGAUUGUGGGAGAGGACAAAUAUUUCUGUGAGAACUGCCACCACUACACCGAGGCCGAGCGCAGCCUCCUGUUCGAUAAAAUGCCUGAAGUGAUAACAAUUCACUUGAAGUGCUUUGCUGCCAGUGGCUUGGAGUUUGACUGCUACGGUGGCCUGUCCAAGAUCAACACUCCCCUGCUGACGCCCCUGAAGCUGUCCCUGGAGGAGUGGAGCACCAAGCCCACCAAUGACACCUACGGGCUGUUCGCGGUGGUCAUGCACAGCGGCAUCACCAUCAGCAGUGGACACUACACAGCCUCUGUCAAAAUCACAGACCUCAACAGCCUGGAGCUGGACAAGGGCAACUUCAUCCCCGACCAGAUGUACGAGGUGCUCAAGCCAGAGCCUCUGAACGAGGAGGAGGCGCGAGCGGUGGCCGAGGACUACGACGACGGCGAAGUGUCCUUCAGGGUCAACGGCAACGCGCAGCUGGGAAAGGUCCUCAACAAAAAGAACAUGGAAGCUGUUGGACUUCUUGGGGGGCAGAAGAGCAAGUCUGACUGUGACCUGUACACCAAACCAGCCAACCCUGAGAAGUUUCUCAGCAUGGUGGCCGAGAGCAGAGCCCCCGAGCCCAGCGGCA
Messenger RNA from Acanthisitta chloris (rifleman), 1966 nucleotides. It is a transcript of the gene USP1, whose product is annotated as ubiquitin specific peptidase 1. Gene Ontology annotation, biological process: regulation of DNA repair; protein deubiquitination. The record is from RefSeq and is a predicted model, not a curated record. Gene Ontology annotation, cellular component: nucleus; cytosol. The annotation marks the transcript as partial. The transcript has 7 exons. Gene Ontology annotation, molecular function: cysteine-type endopeptidase activity; cysteine-type deubiquitinase activity. Lineage: Eukaryota; Metazoa; Chordata; Aves; Passeriformes; Acanthisittidae.